AGAAACUCUUCAGGCCGGAGUUAACAAUGAGGCUGAUAGUACCUCUCCGUGGAGUCGUCCAAGGCCGUGGAGGCCUAUUCGUUGGCUCACUUAUCCCUUGCUGUAUCUUCUACUGUCUCCAGCUUUACCUCAAACGCCGUUCUCCUCCUCCUCCUCCCGAUUCAGACUCACCGAGGACGUCUUCGCCGUCAACAGCUUCACCUGUUGGACUGUCCCCUCGUGCGGUUCCACUAACGGAACCUCUAGUUUCGCAGUAUUACAUCGGGUUAGAGAGGGCCAAAACGGAUCCGUACGAUCGAAUCAGUAACAAGGAUGGGAUUAUACAGCUAGGGUUGGCGGAGAGUACGAUGUGCUUCGACUUGCUCACGAGAUGGAUGUCUGAUAAUCUGAUGGAUUCGUUGAUGAUGAAAAUUAAUGAGGGUGAGUUCGACAUCAGGCGCAUCGCCAUGUAUCAACCUUUCGAAGGAUUAUGGGAACUCAAAGUGGCUUUUGCUGAUUUCAUGUCACGAAUAAUGGGAGGUAACGUUUACUUUGAUCCCUCGAACAUGGUGAUAAUAGCUGGUGGGAAUCCUGCUAUCGAAGUGUUAGCUUUCAGCUUGGUAGAUCAUGGAAAUGCUAUUCUAGUCCCGUCGCCGUAUUAUUCAGGCUUUGAUAGGGAUAUAAAGUUUCGGACAGGAGUCGAGCUUAUACCAGUACAUACCCGGAGCUCGGAAAAUUUCACUGUAACGGUUUCCGCGCUGGAGCAAGCUUUGAACGAAGCUAGCAAACGUGGAAGAAAAGUCUCAGCCAUCCUCUUCUCAAACCCGUCGAACCCCGUCGGUAACAUAAUGUCAAGAGAGACGUUACAUGACAUCUUGAAAUUUGCUCAAGAGAAGAACAUCCACAUCAUAUCCGACGAAAUAUUCGCCGGUUCUGUUUACGGGGACAAAGAGUUCGUUAGCAUGGCCGAGGUAGCUAAUAGUUCGGAAUGCGACAAGAGUAGGGUUCAUAUCAUCUACGGCCUGUCGAAAGAUUUCUCGCUUCCCGGUUUUAGAGCUGCUGUCAUCUAUUCGUUUCAUCAAGACGUCGUGAGCGCGGCAAAGAAGCUGGUGAGGUUUUCAUCGGUGCCAGUUCCUGUCCAGAGGAUACUUGUCUCUCUGCUGUCGGAUACGAGGUUCGUCGAGGAAUACCUGGCGGCUCACAGGGAAAGAAUCAGGGAUAAGCAUGUUCGGUUUGUGGAUGGUCUGAAGCGGCUAGGGAUUCCAUGUGCUGAGAGUGGUGGCGGGUUGUAUUGCUGGGUUGACAUGAGCGGUUUGCUGACGUCUUACAGCGAGAAAGGAGAGCUCGACUUGUUUGAGAGGCUGUUGAGUGUUGCUAAGAUUAAUGCCACUCCGGGAACAGCUUUUUAUUGUGUGGAACCAGGAUGGUUCAGGUGUUGUUUCACCGCUUUAGCUGAUGAAGACAUACCAAUGGUCAUGGGACGGAUCAAGAAGCUUACUGAACCAUCCAGAUCUUGAUCAGUGCCGCGUUCUGGAUUUUCAGGGCCUAAGGCAAUACCUGAUAUCGUAUUUUAUUUGAACCUUUAAUUUAUAUUUUAUAAUGUCGUAAAUUUAUAACAAGAUAUGUUUUUGUGACAUAUAUAAUUGUUAUAGCAACAAAAUAUAUAAUACAU
This is a messenger RNA of Raphanus sativus (radish), 1651 nucleotides long. RefSeq names its product probable aminotransferase ACS12. Lineage: Eukaryota; Viridiplantae; Streptophyta; Magnoliopsida; Brassicales; Brassicaceae. Gene Ontology annotation, biological process: biosynthetic process; amino acid metabolic process. The coding region runs from base 27 to 1496 and encodes 489 amino acids. The transcript has 4 exons. The record is from RefSeq and is a predicted model, not a curated record. Gene Ontology annotation, molecular function: pyridoxal phosphate binding; L-aspartate:2-oxoglutarate transaminase activity; aromatic-amino-acid:2-oxoglutarate transaminase activity.